Oldenlandia corymbosa var. corymbosa is the source of this 1323-nucleotide messenger RNA. NCBI's taxonomy places the organism in Eukaryota, Viridiplantae, Streptophyta, Magnoliopsida, Gentianales, Rubiaceae. The record is from the annotation of a GenBank genome assembly.
AUGCACAUAUUAUCAUCUUCCGCAACAACCACGUUUAAUAAAAGCUCAAUCAUGGCUCCAGCCCUUGUUCCUUUUUUGAUCAUUUUUCUUAACUUUCCGGUUAUCAUUUCAACGUAUCAUACACCCCAUUUGUGUACCGACGAAAACAGCCUCCUCUUGAUCCAAUUCAGGCAAAGCUUCAAAUUUAAUAAAGGAGCUUCAUACAUGUGCAAAGAACUUGACAAACCUUCUUAUCCAAAGACAAAAUCGUGGAACAGAAGCACAGACUGUUGUAUGUGGGAUGGAGUAACCUGUGAUGAGGUAAGUGGUGAAAUUAUUGGUUUAGAUCUUAGCUGCAGCCAGCUUCAAGGAUCCAUCAAUUCCAACAGCACCAUUUUUCAUCUAUCUCAUCUUCAAAGCCUUGACCUUGCUCACAAUGACUUCAUGUCAUCCCCGGUACAUAGCAAUUUUGCCGGCUUUCGGAGGUUGGCGCACCUUAACCUCUCCGACUCUGUUUUUUCAGGUUCAGCUCCAUUAGAACUCUCGUACAUGCUCAAUUUAGUGACCCUUGAUCUCUCAUUGAACGAGAACAUUACAGUUGAACCGCAAGUUUUUGAAUUGUUACUUCAAAAUUUAACUCAUUUAAGAGAAUUGUCAUUGGAGGCUUGCGGAGUUAAUUCAAAGCUGCCUCGUAAUCUCUCUGCUUCCGUGGAAAUCCUGAAUCUUGCGUCGAAUGGACUCUUUGGAGACUUUCCAGGAGAAAUUUUUCAGCUACCAAAGCUGCAAGUGAUUUCGCUAUCCGCCAAUCGUCUCAGCGGCAGAUUACUAAAGGUAAACCAGAAUAUUAGCAGCGCACUUCACAUACUUGACUUGUCUUACAAUAAUUUUUCUGGAGGAGAAUUGCACGAAUCUGUUGGAAACUUGAAAUCUUUUAACUUUUUGGUCCUCAAGGAUUGUAACUUUUCUGGCCCCAUUCCCGAAUCCUUUGGAAAUCUCACGGAAUUGGAGGGUAUGUACCUUAGUGGAAACAGUUUCACCGGACAUUUGCCACCAAGCAUUGGAAAUCUUGAACAACUCGCAGUCCUACUCCUUUAUUAUAACAGGCUUGAAGGCCAAUUGCCCGAUAGUUUAAGUAAUCUUAAAAGCUUAACUAACUUAGAUAUCCGUUCAAACCUUUUCAAUGGUUAUUUUCCGUCCACAAUCUUUAACCUAACUAAACUUGAACAUUUAGACUUCUCAGACAAUUCACUCAAAGGUCCUCUGCCUCCCAACAUUACUGGACUUCCAAACCUAUCUUAUCUUGACUUAUCCUACAACUCAAUCAAUGGUACAAUACCAUCUUAG